Saccostrea echinata is the source of this 6440-nucleotide messenger RNA. RefSeq names its product mediator of RNA polymerase II transcription subunit 12-like protein. The transcript has 42 exons. Gene Ontology annotation, cellular component: mediator complex. The record is from RefSeq and is a predicted model, not a curated record. Gene Ontology annotation, molecular function: transcription coactivator activity. Gene Ontology annotation, biological process: regulation of transcription by RNA polymerase II. Bases 38 to 6277 code for a protein of 2079 amino acids. NCBI's taxonomy places the organism in Eukaryota, Metazoa, Mollusca, Bivalvia, Ostreida, Ostreidae.
GCGUUUUUCAGACCAUCAAUAAUGGAGUAGAAGGAAAAUGUCUGCAUUUCCAUCACAAGAAAACAGACCUUUAAAGAAGCCCAGACUCGGGCCUCCUGAUGUUUAUCCUCAGGAUACAAAACAAAAAGAGGAUGAGCUAACAGCCACAAGUGUAAAACAUGGAUUCAACAACAGUCCUCCUAUUGGUUGGGAUGAGUAUGGGUCAGCAAGAAGAGAAAACAUCAGCCAGGAAAAGUUUGGCAAAGAUUUUAUAUCAGUGCUCAACAAAAAGACUGAAAUUAACACUUUUCAAGACACAACAAAAAAGAAACAAAUGCCUACAAAGGAUAUUUUUUGGCCGGCAGCCAAAAAUCAAAGUGCCAUGAGAGCCUGGUUCAAAGAUCUGGCCGGAAACAAGCCACUGUCCCUGUUAGGAAGAAAGGUGCCCACAUUUAACAAAAAGGAGGAGGUGUUUUCGACCCUGUGUGAGUUUUCAGUGCCGAUGACAAAAGCUGCCUGGUUUAUUAAGAUGACGGCAGCAUACAAUGUGGCCGUCCAGGAGAAGAUGAAGCAGCGCAGACAAAUGGUGGACCAAUCCAUGGAAUGGUGCCAGGCCAUCACUAAGUAUCUGCGGGACCAGAUACAGAAGAUACAGGAACCACACAGUGGCCCCGGCUCCACAGCCGGUUUCCUAACAGUAUCACAACCUGAUCCCAACCAGGCACUUAGACAGUGGCACUACACCUGUAAGCUGGCUAGACAUAUGUAUGAUGAGGGGCUUUUGGACAGAUUCGAGUUCUUGAGCUGGUUAAUUGACCUCAUGGAGAAAAUGAAACAAAAUGAGGAUACAGUCUUCAAGCUUUUGAUGGCACAGAUUUUACUGUAUAUGGAGGAGAUAGCGCUCUCUGUGAUCUUGUCUAGAAGACUGUCCCAUUUCUCAGCUAAAAAGAUUGCUCAGUUGUGUAAUGAAGCAGACUGUAUGCCUCCUCGAACUGAUUCUCCCAUGUUGACCAAUGGCACCACAGGAAUGACCAGUACUCAGAUGAUGUCCCAGAACCCCCUGUCUGCAGUGUUUGCUCUGUACAACAACUGUCCCCAGCACCGCGGUAUCGUCCUCAGUCUGUGUGCUACUGUCCAGAUCGUUACCCUCCUCUGUCCCACGGCGCUGGUCUGGAAUAGCCUUGGGGAUGGGAAGAGCUCUUCUUUCCUCUGUGGGUCACCACUUGACCUUCUACCGUGUGCCCCUUCUAGUCUACCUAUGCCUCAGGGUCCUCAGAACAUGCAGAUUAGAGCACAGAUUCGAAUGUUAGAGGCCCAGAUUAGACAGAGAGGGAGAGCUGCAGAACUUAGAUGGUCCUCGGACAAAUGUCAACAGUCUACCAAAGGUAACACUAUAACCAGAGUGUUAGAAGUUCUAGAUACCCUGGACAGACAUAACUUUGACAAAGAGGAUACAAUGAAUUCCCUGGACACCCUUUAUCACAAGAUCUUCACAGCUAACCAGGUCAAAGACAGCUCAGAGGAGGAUGAAUUAUUACCAAAACCUUUCAUCAGUGAUGAACCAAUCAUACACUUGCUUAUUGACUGGGCAGUUAGCAUUAGAAGGAGUGGUAUAUACAGGGCUGUAGUGGUGGCCAAACUGCUGGAGAAGAGACAAUUAGAAGUGAGGAGUGAGAAAUUCAGCGAGAGCCAGGCGUUGGAUGAUAAGGAGUCGGUAGGCUCCGAUUCGCUUGUUCCGUCAGGAACACCGUACUUUCAGGCUAUAUUGAUGUCUUAUCUGGACGAACAAGCUCCGUCUUUGGAUGACAAUCCCAAUGAGAAUGACCGUCAAGGCUUUGCCAAUCUCAUUCAGCUGUUCAGUGAACUGAUCCGACAUGACGUCUUUUCCCACGAUGCCUACAUGUGUUUUCUGAUCUCGCGUGGUGACCUCAUGUCGUCGCCGUCGGUGAUGACCGUGACCACGGAUUGUAUUGAUCUCUCCAGCAUUAAGAGUCAGAAUGAGAGUGUUAAACACGAGCCUCAGGAUGACUUUAAGGUAGACAUAAUGGACAUGCACACAGCUGUAGAGUUGAGUGAUUUUGGAAGCUUGUUUGGGACUGGAAAAGAUGAACAGAGAACUAGUCCAGAAGAACCAGCUUCUGUAAAGUCUGUGAUGUCAGAAAAAGAGCCUCAUCAUGCCAAUCCUACCCUGCCAAACUCCGAGCAGCAGCAGAAAGGCCCAUCUCGUCACAUGUUGUAUGCCCAGCAUUUUCCAAUCCCGUACGAGGACUCAAUUCACGAGUGUAACCAACGAAUGAUUGUUCUCUAUGGUGUGGGAAAAGCCCGAGAUGAUGCUAAACACAUUGUAAAGAAAAUCAGCAAGGAAGUUCUGAAGAUGUUCAGUAAGAAGAACUGUGUAGACAUCAUCAGCGGGGAACUAGGUCGAGUGAAAAAACGGAAAGAGAAGGAUGCCAACGACUCCUUGUCCAACGUCAGCAUGAACUUUGAGAAUGUUUUUGAAGGAAUUUUUAACAAAUUUCAGAAGUUGUCCUAUCAUGAUCAACACUUUGUGACAGCCCAGUGUAGGAAUGUUGUAUUAGAGGAGAUUAGUAAUUUUACAGCAGGCAGUUCCUUCUACCUCCCCCUGGUAGAAAAUGUCUCCUAUCUGUUUGACUUGAUGGAAUACUCACUCAACAUCUAUGGCCUGCUAGACUUCUCUGUACAGCUGUUGAAGGAGUUAAGUAUCGUAGAGGAGACAUUAUUGGAGCAGAAGUCUAGUCUUGUUGGAAACUACACCACCUCCCUAUGUUUAUGUAUUGUGGGUGUGUUCAGAAAAUACCACGCCUACUUACUGGUGUCCCCAGAUCUUACCAUCACAGCCUUUGAGGGAUUGAUCAGUGUAGUAAGAAAGAUCUACAAUCCUUCAGACUGUUCCUCAUCGGAGAGGUGUAUCCUGGCCUACCUCUAUGAUGCAUACACUUCCUGUAAUUAUCUGAAGGACAAGUUUUGUGACAUGUUCAGCAAUCCCUACAGGAAGAUGAAGAUGACGCUGUAUGCCACCAUUACUCCUUCAGCAUCAAACAAACUCUGGAACCCGAGCUUCAUGGUCAACUUCAUGAACCAGCCCUACAUCAAAAUUCCAUUAGAUGACACUGUUGUCAAUGACCUACGAGAGAAUCCUGCCCACCGUUACAGCUUUGUGUGUAAUGCCAUGCUGCACAUCUGUAAUACACAGGAAACAGACAGGCUGAAUGAGCUUUCUAUUCUGUGUGCUGAAUUGACAGCAAGAUGUAAUGCCUUAAGUUCUGAGUGGCUGGGGGUUCUACAGGCUCUCUGUUUCUCGUGUGCCACUAGCUGUGGAUUUAUAGAUAUCCUCACACAAAUUGAUGUGAGUGACAUGUCAAUUCAUGAUUCUCUGGCUGUCUUCACUGCCAUCCUUAUAGCUCGUCAUUGUUUCUCAUUACAAGAUCUAGUCGUUCAUGUUGUUCUACCUUCAUUAUUGUCUGCCAGACCAACAGCCUCAGGAGACCAGGAUGCAGAGAAUGGAGCCAGACUGACCUGUCACAUCCUGCUGCGGUUGUUUAAGACAUCCGAUAUGACCUUAACCUCACCUGGUCUAAGACCAGGGAGUAAGACCCUGUGUAACAUCAAGAGGUCAUGUGACAAGCACCUGCUGGCUGCUGCUCAUGACAGUAUUACUGUGGGUCCUGUGCUGGCUGUCCUCAAGGCUAUGCUGGUCCUCAGUGACCUGUGUAGUGAUGAAAUGAGGACAAAGUCUGGGUCCAGCAGUAAAAAGGAGGACAAGGAUGACAUAUUUCACUCACUCCUCAGUAGUAUUGAGGAUGAAGAAGACAUGGACAUGAUUAUGGGGCCAUCAAAGAGGAAGCAUGGUAUGGAAAGUGCUGGCCUGAGUGACUUUGCCCGGCAUGCUCUGAAAGAAAUGUGUAAACAAGACUGGGUACAGGAGAAAUUCCUCAAGGACCCUGAGGGGGUGCAGAGCUCUGACCUCCUUCUGGACAACAUGUUAUCCAACAAACAGGCUCAGCAGCUGCUCCAGAUGAUCUGUUAUCCUAAUGGGGUUCCCAAUCAAGUGGACGGUAGUGAACCCGAUGUCAAACAGAUUAUACAGCGUGUUCUACAGACCCUGGAUAUGUGGGGACUUCGUGUUUCUCUUCUGGAGCUACAGCUACUCUUCAAACAGGCAACCACACAGUCAGACACCAAUGUACUGCUGGACAACAUUGCCAAAGGAACUAUUGAACUGUUCCAUCGACAGACUGAAACAAACAGACAUGCUGAAAUGGAUUCAAGUCAACAGAAACCUGACCCAGAUGCUAUCUGGUUGGUGGGUCCCUUGAUCUCUAAGCUCCCGAGUCAAGUCCAGGGUCGAGUAUUGAAGCUCUCGGGGAAUGUCCUUGAGAGUGGGAACAACUUUCACUCCAAAGGUCGUGACAAGGAGAGGAGUCAGAGGAGUAAAUCUCUCCUUAGUCACCAACCCUUCCUAUGUUUGAUACUGACCUGUCUGAAGGGCCAGGAUGAACAGAGAGAGGUCUUGUUAAACUCCCUACUGUCUCAGCUUGAGAGGUUUAUCAAUAACUGCAAGGAGGCUCUUGAUAAAACACCUGAUGAAUUCAAAGUUCGAGCAAAUAUUCAUGAAGCUUUGCUGCUUAAGUUGUCUCUUGUUGGUGGGAUGUUUGACACAAUACAAAGAAAUAUGUCUAACACCACAGACUGGGCACAGCUACUGCUUCAGCUCGUCACUAGUGGAAUAGUGGAAUCUCAGUCCAACAGUGAGCUGUUCACAGUUAUUCUUGACAUGUUAUCUGUCUUGAUACACGGAACACUUGUAACAGAGGGUUCAGACAGAGGUGAAGAUAUCAACAAGAUGUAUACAAACCUCAUUAAAAAACUCAGGAAAGAACUGGGAGAUAAGCAAUCUGACUCGAUAGAUAAAAUCCGUCAGUUACUUCCCAUACCAAAGAAGUUCUUUGAGGUGAUCAGCUGUGAGGCACAUGGAACUCAGAUGGACAGUAAAGGGAAUAAAUACGACGGCUUUGGCAAAAAAGAGGGAUUUCAAGUGGCAAAGAAGGAGAAGAUUAGCCCAUGGGAGGUGAUUGAGGGAUACAAGAACCCCCCUCCUUUAUCUUGGCAUUUCUUUGGUGCAGUAAAACAGGAAAAGAAACCUCUUAAAUAUGAGGAUCAGCACAGGUUGUUAUUGUAUCACACUCACUCACUCCGCCAGCCCCUGGCUCAUUUCUUGGAUCCACCUUCCCUACCCCCUGAGGACCUUGAACCAGUUCCCGAAAAAACUGAGGACAAACCUAAAGAGGUGAGUGAGAGUCACCAUCAGGAUAUGAACAAGAAGAAGAAACCCAAAAAGAAAACAAACAGGACCAACAGUGGGGGUGGACAGGGAGGAUAUAACAUACAGCCUCCUGUUCGCCAGUAUCAACAAUCAGCAAACUGGUACCAAACACAGCCACAACAACAUCCACAGUUCUAUGGCAACCAGCCCAUGCCAGCAGGACCUCGAUUUGAGACCCCUCCCUACGGGAUGCAGAGUAUGACCCCCUCUAAGAUGGCCCUCCAGCAGAUGAUCAGAACUCGUCAUCCUGGCAACAUGCACCAGUGGCCUAACACUAGCCAGCAGUCCAUGCAGGCCCUACAGAUGUUACAGAAGCAGCAUAGCCAUCGAAUGGUUCGUCAGCAAAUCAGACAGUCCUUCCAGAAUCAUAACCGUGGAAUUUCCUCUGAUGGUGGACAGGGCAUGUUUUCUGGUGGCAUGCACUCAAUGAAUCAAUCACAAGUUGGGAUGUCUCAAAAUUAUGGUCCUUCCUACAACAUUCCACAACAGUCUACGACUAUAGACCCUGGUAUGAUGCCUCAGGGGAAUUAUAACCAGUCCUACAAUGGAGCACAGGGGUCAGGCAUGAUGCCGCAGGGAGGAUUCAUUCCUCAACAACAGCAGCCCACACAACAACAUUUCAGUCAGCCAUCUAAUCGAAUGAUGGUACCAGGUCAGAUGCAAGGAGCCCAAAAUACAAUGGGGACUGGGAACACUAACUACACACAGAUGGGGCCCUCAGGGAUUCCUCAGAAUAAUUACAUACAGAACAUACCCUCCAACCCCCAGCAACUUCAGCAAAUAAGGCAACAACAACAGCAACAGAGACUGAUGGCUAUGAAAAGACAAUCCAUGAGCAACCCUGGUCAGCAACCAGGAGCACAGCAGCAACAAAAUGCUGCUCUGAUGGCUCAAAUUCAGCAACAAAUGGCACCUAAUCAGUUUGGGAGCUACACCAACCAGCAGCGAUAUUGAUAUCUUUCAUAUCAUGAGAAUUUGUGGCUGACUGUGGAAAGCAGGUUAUACAAUUAAUGGAUCUAGUUGUUUAUGGUGGUUUUACUGAUCAUGUAAACAAAAUGGAUUUAGAGACCACAGUUCCUGUCAAACAUGUCUGGAUUUUUUAAAAAAAAAAAUUUGG